ACUUCAGUGAGAAAGGUAUUUUAUAAGGUUUGUGGAGGGAGGCUAAGAGAAAUGUUGAGAACCGCUCGUGACAAGGCAUCAAGCAUGGCAGCAACAGAACAACCUGGAAUUGAAAAUCCAGACAUUAGUACCUAUAACCCGGAAUGGAUCAAUCAGUCUUUAUGGUUGUUACUUGUUAGCCAUUGGAAUAAGCCAAAGUGGCAAAAUUUAUCGACAGUUAAUACCGUAAACACCGAGAAACGAACAGGUGGAAGUCAUACCACAGGAUCAGGUGGCUUUCUUGCGGCUAGAAGAAAAUUGGAAGCAGAAUUGAAGCGCCCACCAAAAGCACAUGAAACCUUUAUAUACAACCAUGUGAAGAAAGGGACAGAUCCUUUUGACUUGAAGUCACCACAGGAUUUUGUUAAUGAUAAGUCACGUGCAUUUGCUGAUAAGGUUACAAAAUUGUUAAAGGAGAAGCAUGGCUCUAAUGAAGAUGACUACCCCCAUUUUGAUCAAGAUAUAUGGGAUGAGUGCACUGGCGGGAUAAAGAAAGGGAGAUUCUACGGGUCAAGUAAUUCAACAGAUCCUUGCUACGUCCUGACGGGUACACCAUCUUCACUCAGCACUUGUAGCUCAUAUGCUACACAAGGACCACAGGUAAAAGUGUUGACCCAAUCUUUGGAAGAUAUGCAAGCAAAACAUGAGUUACAACAAAAGGAGAUUGAUGAUAUGAAAAAACGUGAAGAAGCUCAAAGAAAGGAGCUAGAGGAUUUGAAAGCAAAGAACAAAGUGGGAACGGAAGAAAUGAAAGCUACCAUCGCCACUAUGAUGAAGUACAUACCCAAUAUGACUCCACUGUCCUAAAUGUAAAGGUUUAGUCGUUAGUUUGAAUAAUUUCAAAGCUUUUAACUUUCGAAUGAUAUUGUAGCUUUGUUUGCGGAUAUUGUUUUGGAUUAUUAUGCAAUUUAUAUAUUUAUUAAUACUUUUGUGGA
Messenger RNA from Erigeron canadensis, 974 nucleotides. RefSeq lists its product as uncharacterized. Bases 52 to 846 code for a protein of 264 amino acids. The record is from RefSeq and is a predicted model, not a curated record. Lineage: Eukaryota; Viridiplantae; Streptophyta; Magnoliopsida; Asterales; Asteraceae. The transcript is spliced from 4 exons.